This is a messenger RNA of Penicillium cataractarum, 969 nucleotides long. Its product is annotated as NUDIX hydrolase. The transcript has 2 exons. Lineage: Eukaryota; Fungi; Ascomycota; Eurotiomycetes; Eurotiales; Aspergillaceae. The record is from RefSeq and is a predicted model, not a curated record. Bases 1 to 969 code for a protein of 322 amino acids. Gene Ontology annotation, molecular function: 8-oxo-dGDP phosphatase activity.
AUGACAAGAACUAUAUUAGACGUGGUCAAGGAAUGCGACAACUUCACGGCGCCCGAAAGUGGUGAAGCCACGGGUCACGAUUUCUGGCGACAAUACUAUACUUUUCGAAUCAAUGGCUGCGAUGCCGUAUUGGGGUAUAUUCCCCAAGUGAUCAUUGGGAAGAUCCAAUGGUCCGACGCGUGGAUAAUCGAUCAGGACUCACGAACCGUCUGCUUAAACACUCCGUCAACUGCGACCCGAGAAAUACGUUCCGAAGCACUCAUACAAACCCUAAAAGCCACUCAACAGCAUGGAACCAUUUCAAUGCUGAAUAAAUGGCGGAACGAGACAUUUCCUGUCUACGAUAUACAGGGCGACGUCCUCGUCGAGAUCGAGCGCUGCGCGAGCGCCUUAUUCGGAAUCGUUACCUACGGCGUCCAACUCCUCUGCUACGUGAACGAUGACCGAGACGGAUUACGACUAUGGAUUGGUAAACGAUCAAGCAGGAAGCAGACUUAUCCGGGGAUGUUGGAUUGUACUGCUGCCGGGGGUUUGCCUACGGGAACGCUGCCACUAGACGCUGUCAUGUGCGAAGCUCAAGAGGAGGCAUCUAUACCGUAUAAGUUUACGAAGAAGCACAUCAAAGCGAUGGGGCCGAUUAGUUAUUUUCAUGUUCGUGGAUCUACGGCCGGAGGGGAGAUUGGUUUGUUACAGCCUGAGGUUGAGUAUACUUACCAGCUUGAAUUGGAGAUUGGCAUGGUGCCGACUCCGAGUGAUUCUGAAGUGGAGAGUUUUACUUUGUACACAGUGGAAGAGACACUGGAAUUCUUGAGGCAGGAGCUUUUCAAACCGAAUAGUGCUGUCGUCAUUGUCAAGUUCCUUAUUGAAAAUGGGAUUGUGAGUCCCGAGAAUGAACCGGAUUACUCGGAGAUUCUGUCACAUUUGAGUCGACCUCUUGAGUUUCCUGUUGUGAUUCAUUCAUCUACUUGA